Messenger RNA from Sporothrix schenckii 1099-18, 336 nucleotides. RefSeq lists its product as uncharacterized. The record is from RefSeq and is a predicted model, not a curated record. The transcript has a single exon. Lineage: Eukaryota; Fungi; Ascomycota; Sordariomycetes; Ophiostomatales; Ophiostomataceae. The coding region runs from base 1 to 336 and encodes 111 amino acids.
AUGGCGGCUGAGACCGACCAGGAAACGUCAUCGACUCACGAUUCAAAAGCCAAGCGACAUAUGUUGUACUCGAUACUUUUGUAUGUGGGCUGGUCUCUUGGAGACGUCCCCUGCAGUCCUGUUUUCUGGGCCCUUGUUUCAGGCGGCUUCAUGCGCCGUGGGAUGUCAGGAGAUCGCCACGUCAAAGUAGACUUGAAUCGAGGAAAAGAAAAGCCUCCGGAAAGGCUGGCUCCCAACUUCCUUGCAGACACGGAAAGUCACCUCACGGGCCAUGCUGCCGUCGCCCGAAAUAUGGCUACGUGCCAGGAGUCUUGGACGACCCGCGACGCGCUUUAG